Molecule: messenger RNA, 4034 nt
Organism: Pocillopora damicornis (cauliflower coral)
Lineage: Eukaryota; Metazoa; Cnidaria; Anthozoa; Scleractinia; Pocilloporidae
Product: SCO-spondin
Source: RefSeq, a predicted model, not a curated record
CUGACAUUCCCAUUCUGCGAAUACGUCAAUUUUCUUGAGAAAUGUAAAAUUAAUUAUUGCAUUUCUGUGCCUGAAAGGAAAUUUUGGAAUCUGAAAGGAUUGAUAUUUAGCUGAAUCGCGCUAAAAGGAAGUGUUAUUGAUAAAUAUUCAAAAUUCCCUGCUUGUCACAUCAUAACAAGGUCUGGGCUAAUUAAUUGGCGUAGAGAAUCUCAGUCAGCGUGCGUGAUCAGUUUCAUUAGUCGAGGAGAAGGAAUACUUUUUUACAGUUGAGAUAAGGAACCUUUUCAGUGCUCGCAUCUCCCAACUUUGCCAAUUUGCAAGACAGCUGGAUAAUCAGCCUGCAUUAGAUCAAAGCCUGUCAGGAUGACGUCAAAAUAUUUAUGGAUUUUGGUGGUUUUAAGUAUGCUGGCCAACCAAACAGAAGGGUGGAGGAGACGACGAAGACGGAGGUGCCCAAGAAUAAACUGUGCCGUCACUACUUUCAAGCAGUGGAGUUCAUGUAGCCAGCCAUGUGGUAACGGAGGGACACAAACUCGUACACGCACUGUAUCAAGGUAUCCUUCAUGCGAUGGGUCCUCGUGUCCUCCGUUGAGAGAGACACGAGCUUGUAAUAGAGGAUGUUCUAAUGGAGGUAUACCCCUAACUGGCCGAUGUCUUUGUAAGAGCGGAUAUGGCGGACAAUGCUGUACUAGAGUUAACGGAGGUUAUUCCACUUGGAGUAAAUGGAGCGCAUGCACCGCUCUCUGUGGAACUGGUAAACAGUUGCGCACACGAACCUGCACAAAUCCGUCUCCAAAAAAUGGCGGCAAAACUUGCUCUGGCUCAUCGCAGCAAGAGCGACCCUGUUUUCUACGCCCCUGUCCAGUGCAUGGCGGUUGGUCAAAAUGGAGUGGAUGGACCUCAUGCUCUCAAACCUGUGGAACCGGUUUUCAAGUGCGUUCUCGAAGCUGCACGAAUCCAAAACCAAAACAUGGCGGGAGACUUUGCACUGGCCUGAAGAGUAAUAAGAGGAUUUGCAGAAGGCAAAGAUGCCCUGUGCAUGGCGGUUGGUCAAAAUGGAGUGGAUGGACUUCAUGCUCUCAAACCUGUGGAACCGGUUCUCAAGAGCGUUCUCGAAGCUGCACAAAUCCAGAACCAAAAUAUGGCGGGAGACUUUGCACUGGCCUAAAGAAUAAUAAGAGGAUUUGCAAUAGGCAAAGAUGCCCUGUUAACGGUGGUUGGUCAAGUUGGAGUGGUUGGACCUCUUGCACCAAACCCUGUGGAACUGGUUCCCAAGAACGCGCCAGAAGCUGCACAAAUCCUCGUCCACAACAUGGUGGCAAAUCCUGCUCAGGGUCCGCCAAGCUGGAACGAUCGUGUAACCAACAGCCUUGCCCCGUACACGGUGGUUGGUCAAGAUGGAGCGGGUGGACUUCAUGCACCAAAUCCUGUGGAACUGGUUCCCAAGAACGUUUUCGAGGAUGCACUAAUCCUCGACCAAAACAUGGUGGUAGACUUUGCACAGGCCAAACACGUGACAAAAGGAAUUGUAACAAGAAACAGUGCCCUGUUAACGGUGGCUGGUCAAGUUGGAGUGGCUGGACUUCAUGCUCCAAUUCAUGUGGAAAAGGUUCUCGAGAACGCACCAGAAGCUGUACAAAUCCUCGCCCACAACAUGGUGGCAAUUCUUGCUCAGGGUCCGCCAAGCUGGUACGAUCGUGCAAUCAGCAGCCCUGUCCCGUGGAUGGAGGAUGGUCAGGCUGGGGUGUAUGGUCAGACUGCAGCCACCCCUGUGAUGUUGGAGAACAGAGGCGAUCACGAACGUGCACGGCACCGUCCCCUUUAUAUGGAGGAAAAUCCUGUCCAGGAGCAGGGAAUGAGCAGCGGGUGUGCAACACGCAUCCAUGCCCAGUCAACGGAGGGUGGUCCAGCUGGUCUAUGUCGAUGCCAUGCAGUGUGACUUGUGGCAAUGGAGUAGAAAUCGUUUCACGAUCUUGCACAAAUCCUAGGCCUAAAAAUGGGGGAAAGCCUUGCCCUGGAGAAGCAAAGAAGAAGCAGCCUUGCUCGAGAAUUUCUUGUCCAGUCAACGGUGGUUGGUCUGUUUGGUCUAUGUCAAUGCCAUGUAGUGUAAGUUGUGGCAAUGGAACAAAGAUUCUUUCUCGCACUUGUACAAAUCCUGAGCCUAAACAUGGUGGAACGCCAUGUACAGGAAACACACAGAAGAUACAGGCAUGUGUGAGACAUCCUUGUGCAGUUGACGGUGGUUGGUCAGUUUGGAGUGAAUGGAAUUCCUGUAGUAAAUCUUGCGGAACAGGUUUACAAGAAAGGUCUCGGAACUGUACGCAGCCAGCGCCCAUGCAUAACGGAAAGCCUUGUGAGGGGGAACCGUGGGAAAACCGCCCGUGCAAUGUGCAUGCGUGUCCUGUGGAUGGCGGUUGGAGCAGCUGGAGCUUGUGGUCUCGGUGUGACAGAGUCUGUGGCGAAGGCAAGAGACAACGUCUUCGUUCCUGCACAAACCCACCGCCCUCCUCUGGUGGAAAAGGCUGUGGUUCUCACUACUAUGAGUCCAAGGAAUGUGCUGUAAAUAAAUGCCCGGUUGACGGUGGUUGGUCAAACUGGAGUGCAUGGACAUUUUGCAGCCAGUCUUGUGGAACUGGUGUUAAGGAGCGCUCCAGAAACUGCACGCAGCCAGUUCCAAGUCAUGGCGGGAAAAAAUGCCAAGGAAAAGCACAGGAAAAGUAUCAAUGUAACACGCAUUCCUGCCCGGUGCACGGUGCUUGGAGCGUUUGGAGUUCUUGGUCAGCCUGUGGCAAAACCUGUGGAGGAGGCGUCAGAGAACGCACUCGUUCUUGCACAAACCCACCGCCCUAUUUCGGUGGGAAAGGCUGUGGUGCUCAGAACCAUGAAACAAAGGAAUGUGCCAUAAACAAAUGCCCAGUUCAUGGCGGUUGGUCCAAGUGGAGCAACUGGACUGAGUGUAGCGUGACAUGCGGUCCUGGUGUGGUGACACGCGAUCGCCAUUGUAACAAUCCCGAACCAGCCGCCGGUGGCAAACAUUGUAAUGGAACCAAUAAAGAGAGCAAGUCGUGUAGGGCUGAAGGACAAUGCAUAGUCGAGGUCGGCUGUCAUGAGAGCUUUUCUUCGGACAAACUUGCAAGCUUUAAUGAUGAGAUUGACUGGUCCUCUCACAUCUCUUCACAAUUGCGAAAGAUUGUAGCAAAAUGUGCUAAUUUAGCAGUGGAGAAGAAAUACAGAUUCUUCGCAGUUGAGGACUUUGGAAACUGCCAAGGAAGGCAUGUCUUCGUCAGUCGAUCCAAGGCAUCCGGGUGUAAUCAUGGCGUCGGUUUGAAGGGAUAUUACUAUGUCUAUGAAGUCUCUUCGUGAACCUUAGAACGAUAUCAGCUGACAAACUGCGAUCGCUUGGAUUGGUCACUUAUCAGGGUCUAUCAGCGAUUGCAGACGAACGCGGCUUUAGAAGGUGGCUUGCUGUAAUCGCUAAAAAAAGGUUCUCUGAUUUCUGCUUCCUUUUCAUCAGCGACAUUUGUAGAACGUGUCAGCUUGUUUGUGCGCGAUCCCUUGGGCGGUUCACUCACUUGAAAAAUCGGUGAUGUAGGUAAUCACAGGCUUGUAAAAAGUGGUGAUAUCUUCGAAAUCACAGAUCAGUGUUUUUCGUACGAAUUACGAUUUUUUUGGGGGGAGGGGGAAACGAUCCCGUCGAUCGAAACUAUAAUUUAAAAGAUUCAGCGUCAAGUCAUGACGCGUGCCUAAAAAGAAAAUUUCAGCAUCACACAUGAAGAUAGCUAUACACAUCUCUUCAGCCGCCUCGUAUUUUUUUUUCCAUCGUCUUUUUUUGUUUUGUUUUGGUCGGUUUUAUUAUUCAAAUAGUCAAAAAGUCAAACUGUGAAUUCAUUCUAAGACGUUUUUAACCAUUGAAUUAUCCUUCUCUCCGGGUGGUUAUGCAGCCACACCGUGACUCUGAUCAAUUCAAAGGGACCAGGAGAAUUCCAACGCUUUUGGCUUCCUGAGAAAUACAAGAAUUGGUUGUUAAGUAAGAA